Molecule: messenger RNA, 3340 nt
Organism: Opisthorchis viverrini
Lineage: Eukaryota; Metazoa; Platyhelminthes; Trematoda; Opisthorchiida; Opisthorchiidae
Exons: 18
Biological process (GO): ubiquitin-dependent protein catabolic process; protein ubiquitination
Molecular function (GO): ubiquitin protein ligase activity
Source: RefSeq, a predicted model, not a curated record
AUGAUUCGAUCUUUAGCAGAGCAUCGAGUUGUGCAAGUUAGCCUUGGCCUCGAGCAUAGUCUGGUGUUAACCGACACCUCCCGUCUAUUCGUCUUUGGUUCUAAUAUUUGGGGCCAGCUAGGUCUUGGUUUCCGGUCGGACCUCCCUAUCGUCAUACCACAACAGCUGAUGUGUCUUGCUGGUCUACCUAUACGCUGCAUCAGUGCAGGUGGUGUCCACAGCGCGGUGCUCACUAUCAGCGGAACUCUGUAUGUUUGGGGCGGAAACAAAUACGGUCAACUGGGUUUGGAACCCAUUGAAACGGUGGCAUCUGAGACAGUCUCUGGAUCUCGUUCUUCCAUCGAAAUCGCUCCACAACAUUCGGUCUCCGUUCCAACUGCCGUUAGAAGUUUAAAAGGUCAACGGGCGGUGUUUGUUGAUUGUGGCGAGUCGCAUACGGUAGUCCUAACCGAAGAGGGAGGGGUGUUCACUUACGGAGGAAAUCAGUUUGGACAACUGGGACAUGGCGAAUCAUCCAAAUCCGUUUCGAUCCCUCGUAAAGUGGCAGACUUGAUGGACAAUCCGACAACUCAGGUUGCUUGUGGUCGGAUGCACACUCUGGUUCUAGUACCCUCUCUUGGUUGUGUGUACGCCUUCGGGGCAGGUUCCGAGGGACAGCUGGGCACCGACACCAAUACGGACAGUUCACGGCCGAUGCCUGUCAAAGGUCCAUGGUUAACGAGGGGUACCAGUUCAAAUCAGUCUACAAGUAGUCCUGAUGUUCCCUUAGAAGUGGCGCGUUUGUAUGCUGGUGGUGAUCAUGCUUACGCGUUGACGCGUAAAUCCACUAUGAGAAGUCAGACCAUCGUAGAGGAUUUCCGCGUGUGGGAUCCUAUGUCCUCACGCUCAAUCGCCACGGUAUGCCCACAAGCGCUGGAUCAUCUCCGAGAUGCACUCACGGCCUUACCACUCCCUGCGCCGAUGUACAGAACAAGUUCUGCAUGUUCAGAGUCUUCAGAUAGCACGAAUUCACAGCAUGUCACGUCUGCUAGUCUCCGCUUGGAGACUGCGUUUUCUUCACUCGGAUGCCUUGCAGCCACCUGCCUGGCGGACAAUCACUUCUCUACUGGUCGAGAUCAACAUGGGGUCGAUCUGGACGCUGCUCGUGACUUGCAGCAACAAUUAUUCCGGCAGUUGCAGCCCAAGAACUUGCGUCGUCUCAUCGAAAAACUGAUGGAUGGUGUGCUAAAUGUUGCCCGACCAAAUUACCCUAGCAUCGAAUGCCUUCGUGGUUUAAUGGUACUUGCUGUGUCAGACCUGCUUAAUACGCCGCGCGCCCCAGAUCGGCCUGUUUCCCAUGACAGCAGCCACAGUGAUAUUUCAGCGCCUAUUGACAAACAUCCUCUGAGUGAUUCGGACUGGAAUGAAUCCGGAGAAGCUGGCCCUUUUCUCGUGAAAUUAGCUGGACUCCCUAAUCCUGGAAUGGUUUUGCACGGUUUCACCUUGGCUAUCAAUCAAUUGGAACCUGCUCCUUCAAAAAUCAUUGAUCGGUGGUUCGCCAGAGUGCAGCCUCGUUACUUCAAAAAACUCGUCACAAAUUUGAAUAAUCACAUUGUGUACAUACUUAACAUGCAACCUGCAACCGCCGAUUAUGAGCGCCGAUCCAAAGAAGAAGGUGUCCGAAGUUCUCUGGAACUGAUGAAGCGCUUGUAUCGGAUCAAUGAAUCAAGGCAACCACCCAUAUCGUAUGUCAGUUUCUACAUCCCUAUCGUCCGAGAAAAAGUUAACAUCGACAGCUCUUUUGUUAGCUGGUUACGCGAGCGUGAAUCUGGCGGCAUGAUUAUUUGGCAUGGAGAGCCGUCAUCUAAAGAUGCGUACAGUUCUACACUCGAAAUCAUCAAGGAUUAUUUUGCAACUACAACAUCUGCACCAAAAACGCAUUUCUUCUCGUUCUGUGAUUACCCCUUCAUUUUCGACGCCCCCACCAAAGCUCGACUGCUCAGUUUGGAGGCCACUUUGAGCAUGCAAAAUGCAGUGAAUCAAGCAGGGCGAAACACACUUAUCCAAUCGGUGAUGUCUCCGCUACUAGGAUAUCCUGUGUUUACUUCCACCAGCCCGUUUUUCCACGUUACAGUUCGUCGUGACUUCCUUAUUCAGGACACAUUAACGUACUUAACUGUGGCCAAUCCGAGUGAAUUACGGAAAGUGUUGCGUGUGCAAUUCGCGGGUGAAGAAGCUGUUGACGAAGGUGGAGUGAUGAAGGAGUUUUUCCUCCUGGUGAUGCGCGACCUUCUCAGCCCAAUCUACGGCAUGUUCCGCUGUUACCCAGAGUCACGCAUGUUGUGGUUCAAUGAGUUUACGAUGGAAUCGGACAACGUGUUUCUACUCAUUGGGAUUUUGUGCGGAUUGGCCAUAUACAAUUCGAUUAUUGUGGACUUAGCUUUCCCCUUGGCCAUGUUUCGUAAAUUGCUUGGAGACAACCCGGUGCUGGACGACUUGAUGGAGUUGGACCCUGUGGUUGGACGCUCUUUGCAACAGCUGCUGGACUACGAGGGACAAGAUGUUGCUGAGACUUUCUGUCUCACCUUUUCUCUGGAUGUCGAGUGCUUUGGUGAGACUCGCCAUAUCGACCUGGUCGAAAAUGGCUCAAACAUUGAAGUGACCCACGAGAAUAAAUCUUUAUAUGUGGAGAAAUACGUGGACUAUGUAUUCAAUAAAUCGUGUGAGGCUCCGUAUGGCGCAUUUGAACGUGGCUUCCACCAAGUCUGUGCGGGACACGCGCUCAAGUUCUUCCGCCCCAUGGAACUGCAAUCGGCAGCGGCUUUACAUCCGCUCCCUAUCGGUGUUUUCUGCAUCCAGUCUUUAGUGGUCGGAUCCGAGGUAGUCAAUUGGAAUGAGUUGCGCCAGAAUACCUCCUAUCAGGGAGUGUACUGGGACCACCAUCCUGUGAUCGAAUGGUUCUGGGAGGUGCUUCUUGUCGAAUUUAGCGUGGAAGACAAGAAAAAAUUCUUGCGGUUCCUCACUGGCUGUGACCGGGUCCCACUCUUUGGAUUCACUAGUUUACGGUUGGUUCCUUUAAAUCCGUACCUACCGUAUGGAGUCUUCAGUAAAAAAAAUCGCUCAGCUGUAGCACCCUUUCGGUGCCCAGCUGCCGUUCAACCCGAAGGUUGCACAAGGGCUGAGAUACUACCAGGUCGUUCAAGCCUAGACAGGGAGAGUCAUGAGGCAGAGGUCGGGUUCGAACCACGGACCUUGCGGUCAGUAAAUUCGCACUCUAGCCACUUGGGCCAUCUCGCCCAGUCUUCAGUAAGUGGUUGGAGAAAAUUGAGCUUCUGUACGGAAAACUGGCUGCCACUGGAAG